This is a messenger RNA of Dujonia railenensis, 1890 nucleotides long. NCBI's taxonomy places the organism in Eukaryota, Fungi, Ascomycota, Pichiomycetes, Serinales, Debaryomycetaceae. The record is from the annotation of a GenBank genome assembly.
AUGCUUAACGCUGAUAUUUUCCUCAAGAACUCUCCGUUCCAGAUAACCCAUGGACCUAGCCAGCAACUAGACAAUACAACACCAGAAUUGUUGAAGUUCUCUUUACAAGAACAGCAUAGAAAUAAAUUGCGUGAACUCAAGGAUAACCACCACGAUUUGCCUAACUUAAACUUGCUUCAUUCACAGUUUCUUCAAGAUUCAUUUAACAAUCACCUCCAAAAGACUUUGGAUGAUGGAAUAGUGCUGUUUGACGACCUGUUGUCAACAUCUGCAAAUACAACUUCAAAUUCAGGUAAUAAUGCCAACAAUAUGAUGGUAUCUCUGCCAGAUACUUCAAUCUCAUCUUCAUACCAGAAUACUACUAAUAAUGCUGCCAAUAAUGUCAACGGGAGCAGUACUUCAAACACCACACCAAAUUCAAUUUCGUCAGCAACUUUUGACAACGGAGUGAUAAAUAAGCCAAAUUACCUUAACCUUAAAGUAUUAAUUGAAAACUCGGUGUUCGACACUAAGAAUAUCAACAAGGAUUCUAUAUUAUCAUUAACAUCAUUGAAGCAAUUGAAAUUGAAAAUAUCUGAAAAUCAAGAAUUGAAAGAUUACUUGCAAUCCAAGUUUUCUGUCAGCCAACAGUUCAUGACUACCAUGAUCUUAAACCCAGAAAAGUAUCACGAUUUGGACAUUGAUAACAAAUUAUUACUAAAGAUCAUUAAGCUGAAUGACAGCUUACAAAAGCAAUUAUUCGAAGUAGUAGAAGAGUUGGAGAAGUUGAACACCAAGUUAAACAACCACAAUUUAGCAUGUUUAGUUUUGGGAUAUGUUGAAGAUAUUAAGAUUACAUCUAUAAGCAAUCAAAGAUAUCAAUAUAAUAAUAAUCGUACUGACGCCACUUCACCGAUGCCUUCUCCUUUGAAGGGUCAACAUCAUUCAUCCGCACUUGCUACACCCUCUAGCGAAAGAUUUUUAAUGAUGGUAGAUACGAAUAAAUCUUUCGAUACACUUUUCUCGCAUCUUGCAAGUAUAGCAGCCAAAAGAAAUAUAGCAUUACCAUCUCCACCUAUAGAAGAGUCUAUUGACGCCAGAGUUGAAUGGGCAACCAGAUGCAUUGACAGUAUAUUGAUUGAAGUGAUGCCGGAAGAUUACAAUAAUGCCAAUCAUAGUAUUAUGAAUCAAAGCAGUAGUACAAUUAUUAAUAGAAGCACUUCUAACCUUUCAACCCCAACUGCCGAUACAUCACAAUUCCUUAAUGAGUCUUCAAUUACCUCUUCACCAACCAAGGGAAGCGAUAAAUUGUUAAUGGAAUACAAAACUGCUUUGAAUGAUUUGCGGUUUAGUCAUCAAUACCUCAGUAAAGAGUAUGAAUAUUCGAAAGAAACUUCCUUUAAAGUUAUCCAAGAUUUCAGAAAGAAAAAUGCCCUUCUUGAAAAAGAGAAUAACAAAUUGAAACAAAGACAAAUGCAAAGAGAUGAAUUAGAUGACGAACAAUAUAACCAAAAUCCUAACAGUAGCCACUACAACAAUGACUCUAUAUUACACCAACAAGACUUAGCUUCAAAAGAAAGAGAAAUAAGCAGACUUCGUAAAGAAUUGAAUUCGUUAAAGAUUGAUAAUAUUGGUGUCAAACCUAAUUCUCUUGGAGGAUUUUCCCCUACUCAAAAUUUAAGUACUCAAUCUUUGGUCAUAGGCAAUGAUUUCAGUGACGAUAAUUCUGGAGAAAAUGAAGAAGUCAUUUCAAGACCUGUUUCAUCAUCUGGAAUGAGCAAUGGCAUACUAAGAAAGGAAUUCAAGAAAAUUGUUGGUAAUAUUCAAGAUCAAUAUGAAGUUGAAUUGGGGGAAGAAAGAAUGAGAAGAAGGAAAUUAGAAGAGCAACUUCAACAGUAUGAACACCAAUAA